Molecule: messenger RNA, 1461 nt
Organism: Nicrophorus vespilloides
Lineage: Eukaryota; Metazoa; Arthropoda; Insecta; Coleoptera; Silphidae
Product: peroxisomal N(1)-acetyl-spermine/spermidine oxidase
Exons: 2
Coding region: 22-1461 (479 amino acids)
Molecular function (GO): polyamine oxidase activity
Source: RefSeq, a predicted model, not a curated record
GUAUGCACCAUUUCCGACUCAAUGGUAGAUCCUUGCAAACCUGAACCAGCGAUUGUAAUUGUGGGUGGAGGCAUAGCUGGUUUGUCUGCAGCGCAACGUUUGAAUCAAUGCGGCAUCAGUAAUUUUAUGGUACUGGAAGCUACAGAUAGGCCCGGUGGCAGGAUUCACUCCUGCUGGCUAGGGGACGUCAUCGCAGAAAUGGGAGCGCAAUAUAUACAGGGUGGUUGUCCUGCAAAUCCUAUUUACAAUUUGGCCUGCCAGGAGGGGCUGUUGGCGCCUCCGCUGAAGAGACCCGAUCCGACAAGAGGAAUUUAUUAUACGAGCGACGGAAGAGCGGUCGAUAUGCCCGUUAGUAUAACGGCGUAUCACACUUUCAAACAAAUUGAGCAGGAGGCGGGAAUGUUGUUUGGAAUGGGCAUUGGCAAAGAACACGGAUCCUUGAUGAACUUUUUCAGUAUGCGAAUACAGCAGGAACUGCAGAAUUUCUCUGAAGACCAAAGAUACGAUGCUUCUCGUGUCCUAUAUGGCUUGACAAAUUCACUGAGGGCGCGUUGCGGUGACGAUCUGAGUGUUGUUAGCGCAGAUAACUUUGGGAGCUACAUUAAUAUUCCUGGUGGGAAUCUUAGAAUUCCCCUUGGGUUUGUGGGUGUUUUGGCUCCGUUACUGCGCGAACUUCCCGAUUGCACUUUGAAGUUCUCCAAACCUGUGGCUACUAUUAAAUGGGGCGCAGUUCAAGAGCGUUCAGGUGGACCAAGAGCCAAAGUUAUAUGCUGCGACGGCGAAGAAUACUGCGCUGAUUAUGUGCUGGUCACAGUGUCUUUGGGUGUAUUGAAAAACCACGCGGAUAAAUUAUUCUGUCCGGCAUUACCAGCGGAAAAGAUGGAAGCUAUAAACAAUUUGGGCUAUGGUCACGUAAACAAGAUAUUUUUGGAUUACGCUAAGCCUUUCUGGGUGUGGUCUGAGGGAGGGAUUAAAUUUGCUUGGUCUGCAGACGAAUUGAACAAUCGGUGCGACUGGACACGAGGAAUAAGUUCGAUUGAGGAGGUCGAAGGCAGUAAGCAUGUAUUGUGCGCUUUCAUAUCUGGACCGGAAGCAGCAAAGAUGGAGCAAGCAAGCGACGAGGAAGUGGCCGAAGGGGUGACCAGAGUCUUGAGACAGUUCACCGGCGAUGCUUCUUUGCCGUUCCCGAAUUCCAUACUUCGUUCUAAAUGGGCCAGCAAUCCAUACUUUUGCGGAUCAUACAGUUAUAUUGGAGUCAGUUCAUCCGUUGGACAUCAGUGUGAUUUGUCUUGUCCUUUGCCUGGACCCUGUGAGCCUGUGCCACCCAUCUUAUUGUUCGCCGGGGAAGCGACGUGUGCUGGACACUAUUCAACCGUUCAUGGUGCAAGAUUGAGCGGUAUUAGGGAAGCGGAAAGGAUUAUUCAACUAACUAAAAAACACGGAGGUCCACCUCCAAAGUAA